Lotus japonicus is the source of this 746-nucleotide messenger RNA. Its product is annotated as protein CYSTEINE-RICH TRANSMEMBRANE MODULE 13. Bases 152 to 421 code for a protein of 89 amino acids. Gene Ontology annotation, cellular component: plasma membrane. NCBI's taxonomy places the organism in Eukaryota, Viridiplantae, Streptophyta, Magnoliopsida, Fabales, Fabaceae. The transcript is spliced from 4 exons. The record is from RefSeq and is a predicted model, not a curated record.
AGUUUACAAAAGUGUUAUAUAAAGGACGUUUAAAUAAAGAAGCUAAGAGCGUAGUGGAAAACAGAGCGAAAAUCCACACUUCAAAUAAUUUUCGGAAUCGUUGCAGCUUUUGAACAAACGCGCAGCAUUUCAGGUAUCCAAGAAGAUUAACAUGAGCUACUACGAUCAUCAGCAACAACCACCAGUUGGUGUUCCUCCUCCACAGGGGUAUCCAUCGAAGGACGCUUACCCUCCACCAGGGUACCCUGCACAAGGGUAUCCUCCAGCAGGGUACCCUCCACAAGGGUAUCCUCAACAAGGCUAUCCUCAACAAUACCCUCCGCAAUAUGCUCAGCAACCUCAACAGAGGCAGGAAACUGGUUUUCUUGAAGGAUGUAUGGCUGCACUCUGCUGCUGUUGUCUACUAGAGGCUUGCUUCUGAGUUCUGAUUUCUGAAAGGGACGUUGCUGGUGGCCCAAUAGAGUCAAAGUCAUUCUGAGAGGCAGCAUCCUAGGAAUUUUAUCAAGGGCUUAGAUUUUAAUUCAGAUAGUGUCUUCUUUGAAAAUUUUUAACAUGGUGGAUAUUCUUGCGGUGUAUAUGAAUAUCCGCAUAUGAACUUGGUCAAUUCAUGGGUUGAUAUUUUUCUCUGAAUUUUAACUGAUUGAAUUUAGCCAUUUAGGCAGCUUGCUUCUUCAUGCUUAUAUCAUGUACUAAUUACUAUCAACUCGUUUGAAUGCAAACUAAAUAGUAAAUAGCAUUUGCUAUCA